This is a messenger RNA of Trichomycterus rosablanca, 3048 nucleotides long. RefSeq names its product DnaJ (Hsp40) homolog, subfamily C, member 5ab (gene dnajc5ab). Bases 194 to 790 code for a protein of 198 amino acids. The transcript has 5 exons. NCBI's taxonomy places the organism in Eukaryota, Metazoa, Chordata, Actinopteri, Siluriformes, Trichomycteridae. The record is from RefSeq and is a predicted model, not a curated record. Gene Ontology annotation, biological process: regulation of synaptic vesicle cycle. Gene Ontology annotation, cellular component: presynapse; membrane; intracellular membrane-bounded organelle.
AAUCAGAGAGGCUUUGUAGCGUUUGAGUGUCCGAAUAUUAUUUACUACAAACUAAAAAUAAGUAAUAAAAAGUGUUACUGACGGGAUUCUAACCUGUAGUAUUCGAGUUUACACCUCCCUACAAAGAGGCAGACGUGGGUGUGUGAGGGAGUGUGCGUGUGCAUAUGUGUGUAUUGGUGUGUGUGUGCAAAUAAUGGACCCACAAAGACAGAGAUCUCUCUCCACAUCAGGAGAAACACUGUACCAGGUUUUGGGGGUUACAAAAAACUCCACGCCAGAGGACAUCAAAAAGUGCUACAGAAAACUAGCAUUGAAGUUCCACCCGGAUAAAAACCCUGAUAACCCUGAAGCAGCAGAGAAGUUUAAGGAGAUCAACAAUGCACACACCAUCCUCACCGAUGCCACAAAACGUAACAUCUACGACCAGUACGGCUCCCUCGGCCUCUACGUAGCUGAGCAGUUCGGAGAGGAGAACGUCAACACGUACUUUGUUCUGUCUAGCUGGUGGGCUAAGGCGCUGUUCAUCUUCUGCGGCAUUGCUACAGGCUGCUACUGCUGCUGCUGUCUGUGCUGCUGCUGUAACUGCUGCUGCGGGAAGUGUAAACCUCGACCCCCUAUGGACCAUGACCCUGAAUUUUACGUAUCCCCUGAGGAUCUGGAGGCUCAGAUGCAGGCUGAUGAAAAAGUCGGUGAGCCGAUCAUAGUGCAGCCCUUUUCAGCUACAGAAACCACUCAGCUAAACGCAGACGGUCGCCACACCAGCUACAGGACCGACACAGGCUCCGAUUAGCGUUCUGUCCGACGCUCCAUCUCUUUCUCUUCUCUGGGACCACCUGACCAGCAGAAUGAGCAGCUCCUAUUCUGCCCAAAGACUGCUGAGUACGUGAAGAGGAGAGAGCGAGGGCUGAACGAGUGGACAGGACUCUGUAUGUCUUUGUCUCUGAAAUGUGAAAGUUCAGAAAGGUCAGACUCGGAAGCAAAGUUUUAAAUAGGUUUUUUUUUGCCUUUUUAACUCGUUUAGUUUUAAAGUUAGUGUAGAUGUGAUCUCUUUACACCACUUUUAUCACACACAGUUGCCCACACAGCCCUAGUUCUGUAUUUGUGUUAAUAGAGUUUAUUUAUUUAUGAUGAAUAGUCUCCAAAUCGUUAAAUUUGAACAUCUAUGCAUGUGACUGCAAGACUGAUUAGUGCAAUUAUGUUGCUUAAUAAUUAAAUCCUGAUUAUUAGAAUUAUUCCAACCGUUUUGGGACGAAUGUUUUAUUGGCAUUUAUUAUUUUGACAUCUAUAAAUUGUUCUGUCACAUGACUGAAAUUGUUCAGUCAUUAUGAAUCGCUCAGAACCGUCUAUAGAGAGGGCAAAAAAGCUACAGUGGCUUGUGAGAAGUGCCGAUAUGCAAGAAAAAGUCAUGAUACAUCAAACAGAAAACAGUAGAAGCGCAGAUACAGUGUACCAGUGAGUCACCCCCAUUGGAGCACUGGUGGAAAUGCAUUUCAGUAAUAUACGUACAGUGGUAGCCUAGUGGGUUGUACUUUGGGCUAUCAAUCGGAAGAUUGACCAUUCAAAUCCGGGCUCUGCUAUGCAGCCACUGUUGGGCCCUUGAGCAAGGCCCUUAACACUGUCUGCUCCAGGGACGCCGUACAAUGGCUGAUCUUGCGCUCUGACCCCAGCUACCAAACAAGCCGAGAUAUGCGGAAAAGCAAUUUCAUUGUACUGUACACGUGUAUAUGUAUAUAUGACAAAAGACAUUCUACUUGAUACAUGAUCAUGACUCCAUUACUAUGGUCUUCAUGCUUCAGAACUCUAAUUUCACACUCCAUGUGCUUUCUGACAUCUUUCUGACGAAUCUCUUUUAUAAAUACCACGGAAAAGUUUAUAUAUAUAUAAAUUUUUCCCACAUUUUUCCCCCCAAUUUUCUUCCCUAAUCUAGUCGUGUCCAAUUACCCUGCUUGCGUCCGCUAUACUGAUUCGACCCUUCACCGCUGACUGAGGACGCCUCUCAACAGACAUACACAUACACAGUCAGUACAGACUUCAUUUUUCACCUGCACGAGUCGAGUUCAUACACCGACGGGCACUGUGUACGGAGGACCACACCCCCGUCAGCAUUAUUCCUCAGCCCUGUGCAGGCGCCAUCAGUCAGCCAGCAGGGGCCGCAGUUGCACCAGUUAUGAGGACCUAUGAUCCGACUUUUUUACCCCUAACCCUGAACAACAGCCAAUGGUUGUUCAUGCUGCCGCCCAGCCCAGUCGGAAGGCAGAGCUGAGAUUCGAUAGGAAAAUUUAUUUUUAACAUAUUUAAGAUGUCCUUUACACUAAAUUACAUUUCCAACAAUGUGGAAGUGUUGAUUUUACUUGCGUAAGUAAUGAAAGGUUAAUUUAAUGUUUCCCUUUGCUUGAAUGUCUGUGUUCUCAUGUUCUGUCUUAUACACAAAUGAAUAAAAACCUGCUGUCUGUAGUCUGAACCUACCUGAGCAGGUUCAAAUGUGUAUGUUUAGAUUUUAGUCAUGUGUACUUUUACUUGUGCUCUAGUUUUUCUUAUUUCUGCCUAUGAAGGGAAUGAACGUAUGUUAGUUUUUCUACUAACAUGUUAUUUUAGUUACUGUGGUCUCUAAAACCCAAGCCAACCAAUAUCGACUCCUAGAGCACCCAUAGCGUAGAUAUAAUGACCCACUGGUCAGAUCCCACUCUUUUUUUCUUAUUAUUAUAUAUUGUAGAUAUAGAUAGUUUUUAUGAUUAGUUUUGGUUUAUGUACUAGAUAAAAGACCAAGGUCUUUGUCACAGCAAUCAGUAAAUAACCUCAAAAUUCUUUCAGAUAUACUAAAGAUCAUAGGGACAGCAGUGAUAAGGUGACAUAAUUACUUAAAUUAUUUUCCUAUGUUUUUAAUACAUUUUAGUUAAAGUAAUGUGGAUGUGGUCAUUCAGCUGAACAGCUGAAUCGUUUGCACUGUGUAGUUUGUCAAGUCGCAGUUUUUCUGUUGUAGCAUGAAGGUCUGUAGGCAAGACAAACGACAGUUAUUUUACUGUUGUAUAAUAAAUGUUUCAAAAGCAA